Brassica napus (rape) is the source of this 667-nucleotide messenger RNA. RefSeq lists its product as uncharacterized. The record is from RefSeq and is a predicted model, not a curated record. Gene Ontology annotation, biological process: DNA integration. NCBI's taxonomy places the organism in Eukaryota, Viridiplantae, Streptophyta, Magnoliopsida, Brassicales, Brassicaceae. The transcript has a single exon. The annotation marks the transcript as partial. Gene Ontology annotation, molecular function: nucleic acid binding.
CUGGGAUGAACCCUAUCUCUACAUUCUCUGCAAGGAUCAGCUUUAUAGAAGAGUGGUUGCAAAUGAGGAGAUUGAUGGGAUCCUUACACAGUGUCAUGGAUCAUCUUAUGGAGGCCACUUUGCCACCUUCAAGACAGUUGCGAAAGUAUUACAAGCUGGAUUCUGGUGGCCACAUAUGUUCAAGGAUACACAAGACUUUGUCUCAAAGUGUGAUUCUUGCCAAAGAAGAGGAAACAUCACAAAGAGGAAUGAGAUGCCUCAGAAUCCAAUCCUUGAAGUUGAAGUGUUUGAUGUGUGGGGUAUUGACUUCAUGGGACCAUUUCCAUCAUCUUUUGGAAACAAAUACAUCCUUGUGGCUGUCGAUUAUGUCUCCAAAUGGGUGGAAGCUAUUGCAAGCCCCACCAAUGAUGCUAGAGUUGUAACCAAAAUGUUCAAGAGCAACAUUUUUCCAAGGUUUGGAGUCCCAAGAGUUGUGAUCAGUGACGGAGGUUCCCACUUCAUUAACAAACUGCUUGAGGGACUUCUCAAGAAGAAUGGUGUGAAGCACAAGGUGGCAACCCCUUAUCACCCCCAAACAAGUGGCCAAGUUGAGAUUUCUAACAGGGAGAUCAAGUCUAUCUUGGAGAAGAUUGUGGGGAUCACAAGGAAGGAUUGGUCCAAUAAGCUC